Ramularia collo-cygni is the source of this 4836-nucleotide messenger RNA. RefSeq names its product probable ABC multidrug transporter. The transcript is spliced from 5 exons. Gene Ontology annotation, cellular component: membrane. NCBI's taxonomy places the organism in Eukaryota, Fungi, Ascomycota, Dothideomycetes, Mycosphaerellales, Mycosphaerellaceae. The record is from RefSeq and is a predicted model, not a curated record. Gene Ontology annotation, molecular function: ABC-type transporter activity; ATP hydrolysis activity; ATP binding. Gene Ontology annotation, biological process: transmembrane transport. Bases 1 to 4836 code for a protein of 1611 amino acids.
AUGGCCUCCAAUGUCCAUAUAACCUCGCCUGUCGUGGGCGAUUACUCUGCCGAGAGAGUAGAACAGCUUUUCGAAAUCCCAAUCGAACAUCAAGGCCAGGUCUUCGUGGAGAGUGACAGGAUGCCCUUUGAUGCUCGCGCCAGCCAGAACUCGGGCUCCACCAUUGAGAACAAUGUAUCCAGGACAAACGAUGCCGACUACAUCACCAGCGACGGCAAGGAAGUCGCCGAGACCCCAGCGGACAGACGACCGUCUUCGUCCGACGAUGAAGCCUACGGGGAAAUCACCUCGGAGUCACGGCAAAUCUUGACCAGACUCGCAACCAACUCGGCCUACGCUGCAUCACGAAGAAGCGGCUCAGUGGCAGGAGACCAGGACCCCGAAGCUCUGGAAAGAAAAGCAACCUUGGACGGAAUUGACCUCUCUUCGGAAGAGCUCGAUCCAAAGUCCCCAAACUUUGAUCUACGCAAAUGGAUCAAAAUGACCCUCCGCCUCGUGGAUGAGGAAGACAUCAAAGUCAAGCGUGCCGGAAUCGCUUUCAAGGAUCUCAACGUCAGUGGAACAGGCAACGCAUUGAACUUGCAAGGCACUCUUGGAAGCAUCCUCAUGUCGCCUUUGCGCAUGGGAGAGAUGCUCAGCUCGGGAAAGUCACACAAACAGAUUCUCAGAAAUUUCGACGGAAUCAUGAGGAGCGGUGAACUAUUGGUCGUCCUGGGUCGUCCUGGUUCUGGAUGCAGCACUCUCUUGAAGAGUCUAACGGGUCAGUGGCAUGGCUUGAACAUGGACGACAAGUCUGUGGUGCACUACAAUGGAAUCGAUCAAAAGCGAAUGAUCAAGGAAUUCCAGGGAGAAGUGAUCUACAACCAGGAAGUGGACAAGCACUUUCCCCAUCUCACAGUCGGCCAGACUCUGGAGCACGCCGCUGCAUUGAGGAUGCCGCAACGCCGGCCUUUGGGCAUCUCGCGCGAGGAUGCCGUCAAGCACGUUACACAGGUCAUCAUGGCCGUGUACGGACUUUCGCACACCUACAACACCAAAGUAGGCAACGACUUUGUACGCGGUGUCAGUGGAGGAGAGCGCAAACGUGUCAGUAUUGCUGAGAUGGCGCUUGCGGGCAGCGCCGUCUGUGCUUGGGAUAACAGUACGCGAGGACUGGAUUCUGCAACCGCCCUGACGUUCAUCAAGGCCCUUCGCCUCAACGCAGACCUUUCUGGUUCGACUCACGCCGUUGCCAUUUAUCAAGCUAGUCAGGCCAUCUACGACCUCUUCGACAAGGCGAUUGUGCUGUACGAGGGCCGACAAAUCUUCUUCGGCAAGGCGGAGAAAGGCAAAGCGUACUUUGAGAACAUGGGAUUCUACUGUCCCACUCGUCAGACCACUGGAGACUUCCUCACCAGUGUGACCAACCCCGCUGAGCGUCAGACCCGUGAAGGGUACGAAGACAGAGUGCCCCGAACCCCCGACGACUUCGAAAAGUACUGGCGCAACAGCCCCGAGUACAAGGAGCUUCAGGAAGAGAUCCAGGAGUACGAAAACGAAUUCCCGAUAGGAGAUAAAGCCGAGCUACAAGCAUUCCGCGAGUACAAGAACGACAACCAAGCGAAGCACGCUCGUCCCAAAUCUCCAUACGUUGUCAGCAUCCCAAUGCAGGUAAAGCUGAACACCAAGCGAUCUUGGCAACGUAUCUGGGGCGACAAGGCGUCCACCUUCACUCCCAUGAUCUUCAACAUCAUCAUCGCUCUCAUCAUWGGUUCCAUCUUCUUCGACAGUCCUGCUGCAACUUCUGCUUUCCAAGCUAGAGGUGCCGUGUUGUUCUUCGCCAUCCUGAUCAACGCCUUGUCGGCGAUCAGCGAGAUCAACAGUCUUUACGACCAGCGGCCAAUCGUCGAGAAGCACAAGUCCUACGCCUUUUAUCAUCCCUUUACUGAAGCUCUAGCUGGUAUUGUGAUCGAUAUUCCGCUGAAGUUUGCGGUUGCGGUUUGUUUCAACUUGGUGCUCUACUUCAUGGCUGGCCUCCGACGGACCCCCGAUCAAUUCUUUCUCUUCUUCCUGAUUGCCUUCAUCUCGACAUUCGUGAUGAGUGCGGUAUUUAGGACGUUGGCCGCCUUAACAAAGACCAUCUCCCAAGCCAUGGCGCUCUCCGGUGUCAUGGUGCUCGCUCUCGUCGUAUACACUGGAUUCGUCGUUCCGACGCGAUACAUGAAGGACUGGUUUGGCUGGAUUCGCUGGAUCAACCCAAUCUUCUACKGCUUCGAGAUUCUAGUUGCAAACGAGUUUCACGGACGCGAUUUUGCAUGCUCAGAGUUCGUCCCGGCUUUCGACUUGACGCAGGGUGGUGAAACAUUCAUCUGUUCGACACAAGGCUCGGUCGCUGGCCAGCUCACGGUCAAUGGUGAUGCCUAUAUCGCAGAGGCUUACGGCUAUUACUACUCCCACGUCUGGAGAAACUUCGGCAUCUUGUUGGCCUUCUUGUUCGGAUUCAUGAUCAUCUACUUUGUGGCUGUUGAGCUCAAUAGCUCGACGUCAAGCACGGCYGAGGUCCUUGUCUUCCGGCGUGGCCAUGUUCCUGCAUACAUGCAAAAUCUGGACAAGCCAGACGCCAACGACGAAGAAAAUGGUGGCAAUGACAAAGCCACCGCGACCGACUCGAGUAGUGCAAACGACGACGACGUCAACGUUAUCCCGCCACAGACUGACAUGUUCACCUGGCGCGAUGUGGUAUACGACAUUGAGAUCAAGGGCGAGCCACGAAGAUUGCUUGACAACGUGAGCGGUUUCGUGAAACCUGGGACAUUGACUGCUUUGAUGGGUACAAGWGGAGCCGGAAAGACAACUCUUCUUGAUGUCCUGGCUCAACGAACGACCAUGGGUGUGGUCACCGGAAAUAUGUUCGUUAACGGUGCUCCCCUCGAUGCCAGUUUCCAGCGUAAAACUGGAUACGUACAGCAACAAGAUCUACACUUGGACACCGCCACCGUCCGCGAGUCCCUCCGAUUCUCUGCUAUGCUUCGCCAGCCCAAGACGGUCAGUAAAGAAGAAAAGUACGCUUACGUUGAAGACGUUAUCAAGAUGCUCAACAUGGAGGACUUUGCCGAGGCUGUUGUUGGUGUGCCAGGAGAAGGACUUAACGUCGAGCAACGUAAACUGCUUACUAUCGGAGUGGAGCUUGCAGCCAAACCGAAGUUGCUUCUCUUUUUGGAUGAGCCAACCAGUGGUCUCGACUCGCAAUCUGCUUGGGCCAUUUGCGCUUUCCYCCGCAAACUCGCAGACGCCGGACAGGCCGUUCUCUGUACUAUUCACCAGCCUUCUGCCAUCCUCUUCCAGGAGUUCGAUAGACUUCUCUUCCUCCGCAAGGGAGGAAAAACGGUCUACUUUGGUGACAUUGGAAAGAACUCACGAACACUUCUGGAUUACUUCGAGGGCAACGGCGCUCGCGAAUGUGGCAAAGAAGAGAAUCCUGCCGAGUACAUGCUUGAGAUUGUUGGAGACGAAAAGGCCGAUUGGGUGGGAACCUGGAACAACAGCAAGGAGGCAUCUGGCGUCCAGCAGGAAAUCGACAAUAUCCACAAAGAGCGCAAGGGAGCGACUUCGGACGACGACGACGAGACCGCCCAUGCUGAAUUUGCCAUGCCUCUCACGGCCCAGAUCGGAGCUGUUACCGGGCGUGUCUUCCAGCAGUAUUGGCGCAUGCCAUCCUACGUGAUGGCGAAAUUCGCUCUAUCCACGGCAUCCGGCUUGUUCAUCGGAUUCUCCUUCUAUCAGGCCGAUGCCACCCUCCAGGGAAUGCAGAAUGUCCUCUACUCGCUCUUCAUGCUUACGACCAUCUUCAGUACUCUUGUCCAGCAGAUCCAGCCACUUUUUGUGACCCAAAGGAGCUUAUAUGAAGUCCGCGAACGUCCCUCGAAAGCGUACUCAUGGAUCGCAUUCCUCAUCGCCAACAUUGUCGUCGAGCUCCCGUACCAGAUUUGUGCCGGUCUGCUCGCAUAUGCCACUUUCUACUACCCCGUCGUCGGAAUCCAGAGCUCAGAGCGGCAAGGCUUGGUGCUUGUACUCUGCGUGAUUCUGUUCAUCUACGCCUCGACUUUUGCUCACAUGUGCAUCGUCGUGAUGCCGGAUGCCCAAACGGCCGGAGCGAUCGUCACAUUCCUCUUCUUCAUGUCUCUGAUCUUCAAUGGUGUCAUGCAGCCUCCGUCCGCUCUACCUGGAUUCUGGAUAUUCAUGUACAGGACUAGCCCCUUCACAUACUGGGUUGGAUCCAUGGCUGCUGCCAUGUUGCAUGAUCGCCAGGUGACUUGCUCCGAAAGUGAGAUCAGCGUCUUCCAGCCGCCAUCAGGUUCUACAUGUGGCGAAUACAUGGCCCCCUAUCUCGCGGCCGCGCCCGGUCAGCUUCAAAACCCCGAUGCCACGAGCGACUGCGCCUACUGUUCCAUUCGAGUCGCCGACACAUUCCUCGAGGGAGUCGGCAUCAAAUGGUCUGACCGAUGGAGAAAUGUCGGAAUUUUCUGGGUCUACAUCAUCUUCAACAUCUUCGUCACGGUUUUCCUCUACUACUUCUUCCGGGUCCGGAAGAGCUCCAAGAAGACCAAGGUAUCAAAGAGCAAGUCCAAGAAAAACAAUGACUCCAAGAGUGAUGAAGAGAAGAAGCCGGAAGCGACGACCCAGCCGCAAGAGGGAGCGGAAACUACUCAGCGUGCGCAGUCCACCACCACAAGUACACGUCCUCAGGGAGGUAUGAUGCAGAGAGGCUACUCAUCAGCUCAGAGUUACGGCUCCAAUUACCUCACUUAUAAUAUGGGACGUACGAAGACCAACGAACGAAACGCACACAUCAUAUAA